Diabrotica virgifera virgifera (western corn rootworm) is the source of this 1925-nucleotide messenger RNA. RefSeq names its product zinc finger protein 664-like. The record is from RefSeq and is a predicted model, not a curated record. Gene Ontology annotation, cellular component: nucleus. Gene Ontology annotation, biological process: regulation of transcription by RNA polymerase II. NCBI's taxonomy places the organism in Eukaryota, Metazoa, Arthropoda, Insecta, Coleoptera, Chrysomelidae. The transcript is spliced from 2 exons. The coding region runs from base 80 to 1438 and encodes 452 amino acids. Gene Ontology annotation, molecular function: RNA polymerase II transcription regulatory region sequence-specific DNA binding; DNA-binding transcription factor activity, RNA polymerase II-specific.
CAUUGACAGUUCGUUAGAAAUACAAAUACCAAAAAAUACCGAGGCGAAAGCCGAAAGUCAAAAGAUAAUAAAAUAUAACAUGGAAGUAAAACAAGAAAUUAGUGAAGAAAAGUGUAAAAUAGAAAUAGAAUAUAAUAACUUGGAUGAUGCUCUUUUGGGUGGCUUUCAAUAUGAAAUGAAGGAGGAAUUAAAUAGUCAAAGUUCACAUGACACAUACGAUUAUUUAGAUGUAAAGGAAUGCCCAAUAAAAACUGAAAUGAAACAAUAUCAAGAAAAUAAAAAAACUGAAGAAGGUUAUCCCCAAGAGGAGAGCAAAUUGGAAAUUAUGAAGACACUACCUAAACAUUCAUCUUAUGAAGGAAAUUAUAUGAGUCGAAACGACGAAGGAAAACCAUUAAAUCAAAAUAUGGAACUCACAACUGGACAAAGAUCUUUCAAGUGCGAAAAUUGUUUUAAAAAGUUUAGCCAAGCAAUUAAUUUGAAAGUACAUUCAAGAGUCCACACUGGAGAAAAGCCUCAUAAGUGUGAAAUUUGUUUUAAGCAGUUUCGUCAACCAGGUUAUUUGAAAAAACAUUUGAGAGUGCACACUGAAGAAAAGCCUUACCAGUGCGAAAUUUGUUUUAAGCAGUUUGGUGACAAAAGUAAUUUGAAUACACAUUUGAGAAUGCACACUGGAGAAAAACCUCAUAAUUGUGAAAUUUGUUUUAAGCAAUUUAGUCAGGCAUAUGAUUUAAAAAUACAUUUGAGAGUACACACUGGAGAAAAACCGUACAAGUGCGAGGUUUGUUUUAAGCAAUUUAGUACAGCAGGCAGUUUGAAGAAACAUUUGGGAGUACACACUGAAAAAAAACCUUACAAGUGCGACAUUUGUUUUAAGCAAUUUAGUACAGCAAGCAGUUUGAAAUGCCACUUGGGAGGACACACUGGAGAAAAACCUAACAAGUGCGAGAUUUGUUUUAAGCAAUUUAGUAAAGCAGAUUAUUGGAAAAUACAUUUAAGAGUGCACACUGGAGAAAAACCUUACAAGUGCGAGAUUUGUUUUAAGCAAUUUAGCGAACCAAAUAAUUUGAAAACACAUUUGAGAGUGCACACUGGAGAAAAACCUUACAAGUGCGAGGUUUGUUUUAAACAAUUUCGUCGAACAGAUCAUUUGAAAGAACAUUUGAGAGUACACACUGGAGAAAAACCUUACAAGUGCGAGGUUUGUUUUAAACAAUUUCGUCGAACAGAUCAUUUGAAAGAACAUUUGAGAGUACACACUGGAGAAAAACCUUACAAGUGUGAGAUUUGUUUUAAGCAAUUUAGUCAAUCAACUUAUUUGAAAGAACAUUUGAGAGUGCACACUGGAGAAAAGCCUUACCAGUGCGAGAUUUGUUUUAAACGGUUUACCCAAACAGGUUCUUUGAAAGCACAUUUGAAAUUACACACUGGAGAAUAACUUAUAAUUUUUAUAGGUUAUAAUAUUAUAUAUCUUUUAUUUUUAUAGGAAUAUAAAAUUCGAGCAUUACCUAUUAGUAUGGAUGAAAUUUGGUUACAGCAAGACGGCUCUUCAGCUCACAAUGCACGAGAGCUGUUAGAUUUUUUAAACAUUACGUUUCCAGAUAGAGUUAUUAGUACCAACGGUACCAUAAAAAUGCCACCUCGCUCCCCUGAUCUUGCACCUUUGGACUUUUUCGUAUGGAGUUAUGUGAAAUAACAAAUUUACCGACAUGAGCAUAAACGUGUCAGAAAUUUGGACGAAUUACGUCAAAAAAUCAUUCAUGCCUUUCAAAGCCCGAUACCCGAAAUGUUGUCGAAUACCCGAAGGCAAUUAACAGAUUGGGCUACCGCUUGGCUGAGAGUGGUGGACUUUUUGCAAGUUUGAUUUAAAAUUUUUUAAUUAAGAUUAUAAAAUUGUUAUUUUUAGAAUAAAUUGUUUUAAUUUA